AUGCCGCAUAAGCGUUCCAAACGCUCCUUGCGAGAGAAGCAACGCUCGGCAUCAUCUCUCAAUCUACCGCCAACAUCAACCAAUGCAAUCGAGAAAGAAGAUAUACCAAAAGGAGCAGCACGCAUUUUGUACGCGAACAAAAUCCAAGAAGAAUACCGGGAUCGCAAGCGCAAGGCACAGGUGGACGGAGCGGAGCCCGAUUCGCAGGGCCAGGGAUCACGCAAGAAACAGAGGCGGAGCGAGGCCGACGGCGAUGCGCGAAAGAGCGGGAAGGUGGAGAUGAAAAUUCAGCCGGGGGAGUCUAUGAUGCAUUUCAACCGGCGGGUGGAAGACUCGAUGCGCGGUGUCGUGCGCACAGCUAUGAAGCACUCCUCCACCGUGUCGCGCAAAUCACGAAAGGAAGAGGAGGAGGCCCUCCGCUCCGCGAAAAGCGCAGGCAAGAAGCCUCAGCCAGCUCGCUCACAAACGCCCGAAGCCCUACCUGCGACUCAAGACAGCCAUAGGGCAUCUAGCCGAGAACAUGGGCCUAAGGACUUUGAGCGCCUCUCCACCUCCGCGCCGAAGCGUCUGAACGACAUCGUGCUGGCGCCGCCAGACCUCAAAAAACUCCCCCGCGGCGCGAAGCCAAAAGCACCCUCCACAGGGGCGGGCGAAGUGGCGUCGACACUCAGACAGGGCGCGCUGUCUAUGGCGCAGAAGGCAAUGCUGGAGGAGGAGCGCGUUAGGGUGGUCAAGCUCUAUCGGGAGAUGAAGAAGGCGAAGGCGGGCGGAUAA
Molecule: messenger RNA, 774 nt
Organism: Postia placenta MAD-698-R-SB12
Lineage: Eukaryota; Fungi; Basidiomycota; Agaricomycetes; Polyporales; Adustoporiaceae
Exons: 3
Coding region: 1-774 (257 amino acids)
Source: RefSeq, a predicted model, not a curated record